Melitaea cinxia (Glanville fritillary) is the source of this 1164-nucleotide messenger RNA. Its product is annotated as calphotin-like. Bases 57 to 1079 code for a protein of 340 amino acids. The transcript has a single exon. Lineage: Eukaryota; Metazoa; Arthropoda; Insecta; Lepidoptera; Nymphalidae. The record is from RefSeq and is a predicted model, not a curated record.
CGACCGUGUACGGUUUGAAGUGAUCUAGUUCGUCAGUAACACAGACCACGUUCACAAUGCAAUCGCUGGUGGUGUUCUUUGCUCUCGCCGCUGUGGCUUGCGGCUCAAUCAUUCCCUUGGCGCAGCCUGCGCAUCACCCAGCGCUCGUGCUGGACCCACAUGGCCGCCCCCUGGAUACUGCUGAAGUUAUCAACGCUCGCGCCCUCCACCUCCAAGCUAAAGCCCUGGAACACGGACACGCUGCAUACGCUCCCCUCGCUCACGCCGCAGUCGUCGCCCCAGCAGUGGUCGCCGCUCCCGCCGCCGUGUCUCACCAAUCUCGUGUGGAUGUACACUCCAGCCCUGCAGUCGUAGCUCACGCCUCUCCUCUUGUUAGUGAGCAUUCUCUCGCCUCCCCCUGGUUGGGCUACUCUGCAUACGGACUUGGUGCUCACUACCUCAAGAAACGUUCCCUCGGCCACAUUACCUACAACGCACCAGUCAUCGCUCCCGCUGCCGUGUCCCAUCAAUCCCGUGUCGACGUAGUCUCUAGCCCCGCUGUCGUCUCUCACGCCGUUGCUGCCCCAGUGCUGGCUCACGCCGUCGCUACACCAGUAGUAGCUCAGGCUAUCGUCCCUGCUGCGGUAUCUCACCAAUCUCGCGUCGAUGUACACUCUAGCCCCGCAGUCGUAGCUCACGCCACUCCUCUUGUUAGUGCGCACUCUGUCGUCUCCCCCUGGUUGGGCCACUCUACAUAUGGACUUGCUGCUCACUACCUCAAGAAACGAUCUUUGAGUCACAUUGCCUACAGCGCCCCAAUUAUCGCCCCAGCUGCUGUGUCUCACCAGUCCCGUGUCGAUGUAGUCUCUAGCCCCGCUGUCGUCUCUCACGCCAUUGCUGCCCCAGUGGUUGCUCACGCCGUAGCUACCCCAGUCAUAGCUCAUGAUGUCGUCCCUGCUGCGGUAUCUCACCAAUCUCGCGUCGAUGUUCACUCCAGUCCUGCUGUCUCGGUGGCUACCAUUCCUUUUCUCCAUUCAGCACCGCUUGUCCACUCCUCUCCUUUGACGUAUGGUGCUAGUCAUUUAGUUCAUAGCUGGUGAAGAGCUAAACAGACGAACUAUUAAGAAUGUCAAUAAAUAUAAUAUGUCGAAAGUAUUUAAAAUAAAUGAAAUAUUUAUUACAUUU